AAAACGACGCACAGAGCCCACACUCACACACACGCCUGCGGUUACUACGUCCCGAACACACCACAGAAGCCCUCGGCCCUCCUGGGACACGGCGGCGGCGGCCGCAGGCGAGGCGGGCCCGCGGGUCACGGAGCAGGUAUUGAUGUUGAUCAUUAAAGAAAACUGAAAGUUUUAAAAAGAAGACCCUGUAAAGUCUUUGGAUUAUACUGAAACUUGGCUAAGAUGGCCAAGUAUGGUGAACACGAGGCCAGGGCUGACGAUGGGCAGAACGAGUUCAGUGACAUCAUUAAGUCCAGAUCUGAUGAACACAAUGACGUGCAGAAGAAAACCUUUACCAAAUGGAUAAAUGCUCGAUUUUCUAAGGGUGGAAAACCACCCAUCAGUGAUAUGUUCACAGACCUCAAAGACGGAAGGAAGCUACUGGAUCUUCUCGAAGGCCUCACAGGAACCUCACUGCCGAAGGAACGUGGUUCCACCAGGGUACAUGCUUUAAAUAAUGUCAACAGAGUGCUGCAGGUUUUACAUCAGAACAAUGUGGAUCUAGUGAAUAUUGGAGGCACGGACAUUGUAGAUGGAAACCACAAACUGACUUUGGGAUUGCUCUGGAGCAUCAUUCUGCACUGGCAGGUGAAAGAUGUCAUGAAGGAUAUCAUGUCAGACCUGCAGCAGACGAACAGUGAGAAGAUCUUGCUGAGCUGGGUGCGCCAGUCCACGAGGCCGUACAGCCAGGUCAACGUCCUCAACUUCACCACCAGCUGGACGGAUGGUCUUGCCUUUAACGCCGUGCUCCACCGACAUAAACCUGAUCUCUUCAGCUGGGAUAGAGUUGUCAAAAUGUCCCCAAUUGAGAGACUUGAACAUGCCUUCAGCAAGGCUCAGACUUAUUUGGGAAUUGAAAAGCUGUUAGAUCCUGAAGAUGUUGCUGUUCAGCUUCCUGACAAGAAAUCCAUAAUUAUGUAUUUAACGUCUUUGUUUGAGGUGCUACCUCAGCAAGUCACUAUAGAUGCCAUCCGUGAGGUAGAGACUCUCCCAAGAAAAUAUAAGAAAGAAUGUGAAGAAGGAGAAAUUAACAUACAGAGCCCAGCGCCGGAGGAGGAGCAGGAGAGUCCGCGAGCCGAAACCCCCAGCACUGUCACCGAGGUUGACAUGGAUCUCGACAGCUAUCAGAUAGCGCUGGAGGAAGUGCUGACCUGGUUGCUUUCUGCCGAGGACACUUUCCAGGAGCAGGAUGACAUUUCUGAUGAUGUUGAAGAAGUCAAGGACCAGUUUGCCACCCACGAAGCUUUUAUGAUGGAGCUGACGGCACACCAGAGCAGUGUGGGGAAUGUCCUGCAGGCAGGAAACCAGCUGAUAACACAAGGAACUCUGUCUGAUGAAGAGGAAUUUGAGAUUCAAGAGCAAAUGACCCUGCUGAAUGCCAGAUGGGAGGCACUCAGGGUGGAAAGUAUGGACAGACAGUCCCGGCUGCAUGACGUGCUCAUGGAACUGCAGAAGCAGCAGCUGCAGCAGCUCUCCGCCUGGCUGACGCUCACAGAAGAACGCAUUCAGAAGAUGGAAACUUGCCCCUUGGAUGAAGACUUAAAAUCCCUCCAGAAGCUGCUAGAAGAUCAUAAAAGUUUGCAAAAUGAUCUUGAGGCUGAACAAGUGAAGGUAAAUUCCCUAACUCACAUGGUGGUGAUUAUAGAUGAAAACAGUGGCGAGAGUGCUACAGCUGUUCUGGAAGAUCAGUUACAGAAACUUGGUGAACGUUGGACAGCUGUGUGCCGGUGGACUGAAGAACGCUGGAACAGGUUACAGGAAAUCAAUAUUUUGUGGCAGGAGUUAUUGGAAGAACAGUGCUUGUUGAAAGCUUGGUUAACCGAAAAAGAAGAGGCUUUAAAUAAAGUCCAGACAAGCAACUUCAGAGACCAGAAGGAACUGAGCGUCAGUGUUCGACGACUGGCGAUUUUGAAGGAAGACAUGGAAAUGAAGCGUCAAGCGUUGGAUCAGCUGAGUGAGAUUGGCCAGGAUGUGGGUCAAUUACUUGAUAAUCCUAAGGCAUCGAAGAAGAUCAACAGUGACUCAGAGGAACUGACUCAGAGAUGGGAUUCUUUGGUUCAGCGACUAGAGGAUUCCUCCAACCAGGUGACUCAGGCAGUAGCAAAGCUGGGAAUGUCCCAGAUUCCCCAGAAGGAUCUCCUGGAGACUGUUCGCCUAAGAGAACAAGUAACUACGAAAAGGUCAAAGCAAGAGCUGCCUCCUCCUCCUCCCCCCAAGAAGAGACAGAUCCCUGUGGAUAUGGAAGCUAAGAAAAAGUUUGAUGCUGUAAGUGCUGAGCUGUUGAACUGGAUUUUGAAAUCAAAGACUGCCAUUCAGGCCACAGAGAUAAAAGAGUAUAAGAAGAUGCAAGAAACAUCAGAAAUGAAAAAGAAGUUGAAGGGAUUAGAAAAAGAACAGACAGAAAGAAACCCCAGACUAGAGGAAUUAAACCAAACUGGACAAAUCCUUUUGGAGCAAAUGGGAAAAGAAGGUCUUCCCACUGAAGAAAUAAAAAAUAUUCUGGAGAAGGUAUUAUCAGAAUGGAGGAAUGUAUCGCAGCAUUUGGACGAUCUGGCGAGAAGGAUUCAGCUACAGGAAGAUCUAAAUAUUUAUUUUAAGCAGCUUGAUGAACUUGAAAAGACCGUAAAGGCAAAGGAGGAGUGGGUAAAACACACUCCUUUUUCAGAGUCUCCCAGCAGUCUGCCAAGCUUGAAGGACUCCUGUCAGCGGGAACUGACGGACCUCCGCAGCCUCCACCCCAGAAUUGAAAUGCUGCGUGCGAGCUGCUCGGCCCUGAGGUCCCGGCCUUCUGCCCCGGAUUUUGUCCAGCAGGGUUUGGCGAGCUUUGUGGGCCGCUACCAAGCUGUGCAACGGGACUUAGCGGAGCGUCACCAACAGCUAGAGAACGAACUGAAGAGCCGACCUGGACGUGCAUAUUUGGAAACAUUGAAAGCACUGAAAGAUCUGCUAAAUGAUUCCGAGAAUAAGGCCCAGACGUCUUUGAAUGUCUUGAAUGAUCUUGAAAAGGUGGAAAAGGCCCUGCAAGAAAGAAAGGCCCUAGAUGAAAUCCUUGAGAAUCAGAAACCUAUGUUAUGUAAACUUGCAGAAGAAACAAAGGCUUUGGAGAAAAACAUUUCUCCAGGUGAAGAAAAAACAUAUAAGCAAGAAUUUGAGGAUAUUCAAGGAAAGUGGAACAAACUAAAGGUCAAGAUUUCUAAAGAACUACAUUUGCUUGAAGAAAUUACUCCCAAACUCAGAAUUUUUGAGGCUGAUUCAAAAGUCAUUGAGAAGUGGAUGGAUGGUGUGAAAGACUUCUUAAUGAAAGAGCAGGCUGUCCAAGGAGAUCCCGAAGGACUACAAAGACAGCUUGACCAGUGCUCUGUGAGUUCUGCUGAUCUAGUGAACCUGCUGAUUACUAUUAAAAAAAAUAGAUUGUCUGAAAGUCAGGAAAAAGUGGUGAACCUGAAGAAAGACUUGGCAGAGAUGCAGGAGUGGAUGACCCAGGCGGAAGAAGAAUACCUGGAGAGGGAUUUUGAGUACAAGUCCCCGGAAGAACUUGAGAGUGCUGUGGAGGAGAUGAAGAGGGCGAAAGAGGAUGUGUUGCAGAAGGAGGUGAGAGUGAAGAUUCUCAAGGACAACAUCAAGUUAUUAGCUGCAAAAGUGCCCUCUGGUGGCCAGGAGUUGACAUCUGAGCUCAAUGUCGUGCUGGAGAAUUACCAACUUCUUUGUAAUAGAAUUCGAGGAAAGUGCCACACACUAGAGGAGGUAUGGUCUUGUUGGAUUGAACUGCUUCACUAUUUGGACCUUGAGACCACCUGGCUAAACACUCUGGAGGAGCGGAUGAAGAGCACAGAGGCCCUGCCCGAGAAGACAGAUGCUGUCAGUGAAGCUCUGGAGUCUCUAGAAUCUGUUUUGCGACAUCCAGCAGAUAAUCGCACCCAGAUUCGGGAACUUGGCCAGACCCUGAUUGAUGGAGGGAUCCUUGAUGACAUCAUCAGUGAGAAACUGGAGGCUUUCAACAGUCGAUACGAAGAACUGAGUCACCUGGCAGAGAGCAAGCAGAUUUCUUUGGAAAAGCAACUCCAGGUCCUGCGUGAAACUGACCACAUGCUUCAGGUCUUGCAGGAGAGCUUAGGGGAGCUGGACAAGCAGCUUACAACGUACUUGACUGACAGGAUAGAUGCCUUCCAAGUCCCGCAGGAAGCCCAGAAAAUCCAAGCAGAGAUCUCAGCCCAGGAGCUAACUCUAGAGGAGCUGAGAAGGAACAUACGUUCUCAGCCUCUGACCUCCCCAGACGGCAGGACUGCUAGAGGAGGAAGUCAGAUGGAUGGGCUGCAGAGGAAACUUCGAGAGGUGACCACAAAGUUCCAGCUUUUCCAGAAGCCUGCUAACUUUGAACAGCGCAUGCUUGACUGCAAGCGUGUGCUGGAUGGUGUGAAAGCAGAACUUCAUGUUCUGGAUGUGAAGGAUGUGGACCCUGAUGUCAUACAGACACACCUGGACAAGUGUAUGAAACUCUAUAAAAUUCUGAGUGAAGUCAAGCUGGAAGUGGAGACUGUAAUCAAAACAGGAAGACACAUUGUCCAGAAACAGCAAACCGACAACCCCAAGGGGAUGGAUGAGCAACUGACUUCUCUGAAGGUUCUCUACAAUGACCUGGGCGCCCAGGUGACAGAGGGAAAGCAGGAUCUGGAAAGAGCGUCACAGUUGGCUCGGAAAAUGAAGAAAGAGGCUGCUUCUCUCUCUGAAUGGCUUUCUCUUACUGAAACUGAACUGGUACAGAAAUCCACUUCAGGAGGUGUGCUUGGUGACUUGGAUACAGAAAUUUCCUGGGCUAAAAAUGUUCUGAAGGAUUUGGAAAAGAGAAAAGCUGAUUUAAACACCGUCACAGAGAGUAGUGCUGCCCUCCAGAACCUGAUCGAGGGCAGUGAGCCUGUUUUAGAAGAGAAGCUCUGUGUCCUUAACGCCGGGUGGAGCCGAGUUCGCACCUGGACCGAGGAUUGGUGCAAUACUUUGAUGAACCAUCAGAACCAGUUGGAAAUAUUUGAUGGAAAUGUUGCUCACAUAAGCACCUGGCUUUAUCAAGCUGAAGCUCUGUUGGAUGAGAUUGAAAAAAAACCAGCAAGUAAACGGGAAGAAAUUGUGAAGCGUUUACUCUCUGAGCUGGAUGACGCCAACCUCCAAGUUGAAAAUGUCCGUGAUCAAGCUGUCGUUCUAAUGAAUGCACGUGGAGGCUCAAGCAGGGAGCUUGUAGAACCAAAAUUAGCUGAAUUGAAUAGAAACUUUGAAAAGGUCUCUCAGCACAUCAAAAGUGCCAAAUUACUGAUUGGCCAGGAACCAUUAUCAUACCAAUGUCUGGUCACCACUGAAGCAUUUGAAACUGGUGUGCCUUUCUCUGAUUUGGAGAAAUUAGAAAAUGACAUAGAAAAUAUGUUAAAAGUUAUGGAAAAACGCAUGGAAUCCAGUGAUGAAGAUGAAAAGGUGGAUGAGGAGAGAGCCCAGAUUGAGGAAGUUUUACAAAGAGGAGAACAAAUGUUACAUCAACCCAUGGAAGAUAAUAAAAAAGAAAAAAUCCGUUUGCAGUUACUACUUUUGCACACAAGAUACAACAAAACUAAGGCAAUCCCUAUUCAACAGAAAACAAGUCAACUUGCUUCUGGAAUUAGAUCGCCACCUCUCCCCACAGAUUAUCUGGUUGAAAUUAGCAAAGUUUUACUUUCCAUGGAUGAUGUUGAAUUAUCACUUAAUACUCCAGAGCUAAGCUCCGUUGUCUAUGAAGACUUCUCUUUUCAGGAAGAUUCUCUGAAGAAUAUCAAAGACCAACUGGACAAACUCGGAGAGCAGAUUGCGGUCAUUCAUGAAAAACAACCAGAUGUUAUCCUUGAAGCUUCUGGACCUGAAGCCAUUCAGAUCAGGGAUACACUUACUCAGUUGAAUGCAAAAUGGGACAGAAUUAAUCGACUGUACAAUGAUCGUAAGGGGUAUUUCAGUAGGGCUGUGGAAGAAUGGAGACAGUUCCACUGUGACCUUAAUGACCUCACACAGUGGAUGACGGAAGCUGAAGAGUUACUGGCUGAUACCUUUGCUCCGGAUGGUGGCCUGGACUUAGAGAAAGCUAGGAGACAUCAGCAGGACUUGGAAGAGGGGCUCAGCUGCCACCAGCCCAGUUUUGCAGCACUGAACAGAACUGGGGACGGGAUUGUACAGAAACUCUCCCCGACAGAUGGAAGCUUCCUGAAAGACAAGCUGGCAGGGGUAAACCAACGCUGGGGAGCGAUCGCUGCAGAAGUGAAGGACCGGCGGCCAAGGUUAAAAGGAGAAAGUAAGCAGGUGAUGGAAUAUAGGAAGAGACUAGAUGAGGUUUUUUGUUGGUUAACAAAGGCCGAAAAUGCUGUGCAAAAGAGAUCAACCACUGAGCUGGAAGAAAACCUGCAAGAAUUAACAAACUUAACCCAGGAGAUGGAUGUCCAAGCUGAAAAACUCAAAUGGCUGAAUAGGACUGAAUUGGAAAUGCUUUCAGAUAAAAGUCUGAGUUUACAUGAAAGAGAAAAAAUUUCAGAAAGCUUAAGGACUGUAAAUUCGACAUGGAAUAAGGUAUGCAGGGAAGUGCCCAGUGCACUGAAGGAACGCAUCCAGGAACCCUGUUCUGUUACUCAGACAAGAAUUGCUGCUCAUCCCAGUGUCCAAAAGGUGGUGCUGUCAUCAUCUGCAUCAGCUAUUCCUCCUGCUCCGUCUCCUCGAACCUCGGAAAUUUCAGUUCCUGCUGAUCUGGAUAAGACGAUAACAGAACUAGCCGACUGGCUGCUAUUGAUUGACCAGAUGCUGAAGUCCAACAUUGUCACUGUCGGGGAUGUAGAGGAGAUCAAUAGGACAAUUUCCCGAAUGAAAAUCACAAAGGCUGACUUAGAGCAGCGCCAUCCUCAGCUUGAUUAUGUUUUCACAUUGGCACAGAAUUUGAAAAAUAAAACUUCCAGUUCAGACGUGAGAACAGCAAUCACAGAAAAAUUGGAAAAGGUCAAGACCCAGUGGGACAGCACCCAGCAUGGUGUGGAGCUGAGGCAGCAGCAGCUGGAGGACAUGGUCAUUGACAGUCUGCAGUGGGACGACCACCGGGAAGAGACCGAGGAGCUCAUGAGGAAGUACGAGGCGCGCCUCUAUAUUCUGCAGCAAGCCCGCCGGGAGCCCCUGCUCAAACAAAUUUCUGAUAAUCAAAUGUUGCUUCAAGAAAUGGGUCCUGGUGAUGGUAUCGUAAUGGCAUUUGAGAAUGUCCUGCAGAAACUGCUGGAGGAAUAUGGUAGUGAUGACACAAGGAAUGUGAAAGAAACCACUGAGUACUUAAAAACAUCAUGGAUCAAUCUAAAACAAAGCCUCGCUGACAGACAGAGUGCCUUGGAGGCUGAGCUGAGGACAGUCCAGGCCUCUCGCAGGGACCUGGAGAACUUCCUAAAGUGGAUACAAGAAGCAGAAACCACAGUGAACGUUCUUGCCGAUGCCUCUCAGCGGGAGAAUGCUCUUCAGGACACAGUGCUGGCCAGGGAACUCACACAGCAGAUGCAGGACAUCCAGGCAGAAAUUGACGCCCACAAUGACAUAUUUAAAAGUAUUGAUGGAAACAGGCAGAAGAUGGUAAAAGCUUUGGGAAAUUCUGAAGAGGCCACUAUGCUUCAGCAUCGACUGGACGAUAUGAACCAAAGAUGGAACGACUUAAAAGCAAAGUCUGCCAGCAUCAGGGCCCAUUUGGAGGCCAGUGCUGAGAAGUGGAACAGGUUGCUGACAUCUUUAGAAGAACUGAUCAAAUGGCUGAAUAUGAAAGAUGAAGAGCUUAAAAAACAAAUGCCUAUUGGAGGGGACGUCCCAGCCUUACAGCUCCAACAUGAUCAUUGUAAAGCACUGAGACGUGAGUUAAAGGAGAAAGAGUAUUCUGUCCUGAAUGCUAUAGACCAAGCUCGAGUUUUCCUGGCUGAUCAGCCAAUUGAGGCCCCUGAAGAACCAAGAAGAAACUUGCAAUCCAAAACAGAAUUGACUCCUGAGGAGAGAGCCCAAAAGAUUGCCAAAGCCAUGCGCAAACAGUCUUCUGAAGUCAAAGAGAAGUGGGAAAGUCUAAAUGCUGUUACUAGCAAUUGGCAAAAGCAAGUAGACAAGGCGUUAGAGAAACUCAGAGACCUGCAGGGAGCGAUGGACGACCUGGAUGCUGAUCUGAAGGAGGCAGAGGCCGUGAGGAAUGGCUGGAAGCCUGUGGGAGACUUACUCAUCGACUCGCUGCAGGACCACAUCGAGAAAACCAUGGCAUUCAGAGAAGAAAUUGCACCAAUCAACCUAAAAGUUAAAACAGUGAAUGAUUUAUCCAGUCAGCUGUCUCCACUUGACCUGCACCCAUCUCUAAAGAUGUCUCGCCAGCUAGAUGACCUUAAUAUGCGAUGGAAACUUUUGCAGGUUUCUGUGGACGAUCGCCUUAAACAGCUUCAGGAAGCCCAUAGAGAUUUUGGACCAUCCUCUCAGCAUUUUCUCUCCACUUCAGUCCAGCUGCCGUGGCAAAGAUCCAUUUCACAUAAUAAAGUGCCCUAUUACAUCAAUCAUCAAACGCAGACAACCUGUUGGGAUCAUCCUAAAAUGACUGAACUCUUUCAAUCCCUUGCUGACCUGAAUAACGUGCGUUUCUCUGCCUACCGUACAGCCAUCAAAAUCCGAAGACUACAAAAAGCACUGUGUUUGGAUCUCUUGGAGUUGAAUACAACAAAUGAAGUUUUCAACCAGCACAAGCUGAACCAGAACGAUCAGCUCCUUAGUGUUCCAGAUGUCAUCAACUGUCUGACAACCACUUACGAUGGCCUUGAACAAAUGCAUAAGAAUCUGGUCAACGUUCCUCUCUGUGUGGAUAUGUGUCUCAACUGGCUGCUCAAUGUAUAUGACACGGGUCGGACUGGAAAAAUAAGAGUGCAGAGUCUGAAGAUUGGAUUGAUCUCUCUUUCCAAAGGUCUCUUAGAAGAAAAAUACAGAUAUCUCUUUAAGGAAGUGGCGGGGCCCACAGAAAUGUGUGACCAAAGGCAGCUUGGCCUGUUGCUUCACGAUGCCAUCCAGAUCCCUCGGCAGCUGGGGGAAGUAGCAGCUUUUGGGGGCAGUAAUAUUGAACCCAGUGUUCGCAGCUGCUUCCAACAGAAUAACAACAAGCCAGAGAUAAGUGUGAAGGAGUUUAUAGAUUGGAUGCGUCUGGAACCACAGUCCAUGGUUUGGUUGCCAGUUCUACAUCGAGUGGCAGCAGCUGAGACUGCAAAACAUCAGGCCAAAUGCAACAUCUGUAAGGAAUGUCCAAUUGUUGGAUUCAGGUAUCGAAGCCUAAAGCAUUUUAACUAUGACGUCUGCCAGAGUUGCUUUUUUUCGGGUCGAACAGCAAAGGGUCACAAAUUGCAUUACCCAAUGGUUGAAUAUUGUAUACCUACAACAUCUGGGGAAGAUGUACGAGACUUCACAAAGGUGCUGAAGAAUAAGUUCAGAUCAAAGAAAUACUUUGCCAAACAUCCUCGGCUUGGCUACCUGCCAGUCCAGACAGUUCUUGAAGGUGACAACUUAGAAACUCCUAUCACACUCAUCAGUAUGUGGCCAGAGCACUACGACCCCUCACAGUCUCCUCAGCUGUUUCAUGAUGAUACCCAUUCAAGAAUAGAACAGUAUGCUACUCGACUGGCCCAAAUGGAACGGACUAAUGGGUCUUUCCUCACGGACAGCAGCUCUACCACAGGAAGCGUGGAGGACGAGCAUGCCCUCAUCCAGCAGUACUGCCAGACGCUCGGAGGGGAGUCCCCGGUGAGCCAGCCCCAGAGUCCAGCUCAGAUCCUGAAGUCAGUAGAAAGGGAAGAACGCGGAGAACUGGAGAGGAUCAUUGCUGACCUGGAGGAAGAACAAAGAAAUCUGCAGGUGGAAUAUGAGCAGCUGAAAGAGCAGCACCUGAGAAGGGGCCUCCCUGUCGGCUCCCCUCCAGACUCUGUUGUUUCUCCUCAUCACACGUCUGAGGAUUCAGAACUCAUAGCAGAAGCCAAACUCCUCAGGCAGCACAAAGGUCGGCUGGAGGCUAGGAUGCAGAUUUUAGAAGAUCACAAUAAGCAGCUGGAGUCUCAGCUCCACCGACUUCGGCAGCUGCUGGAGCAGCCCGAAUCUGAUUCCCAAAUCAACGGCGUCUCCCCCUGGGCUUCACCUCAGCAGUCGGCACUGAACUACUCACUGGACCCGGACCCCAGCCCACAGCUCCACCAAGCAGCACCAGAGGACCUGCUGGCUCCCCCUCAUGACACCAGCACGGACCUCACAGAGGUCAUGGAGCAGAUCAACAGUACGUUUCCAUCUUGCUGCCCAAAUCUCCCCAGCAGGCCACAGGCAAUGUGAAGUAUUCAUCCAGCCAACAAACAUUUCUUGACUUAACAGUAUUGCCCUUUUCAGCAAAUGCCAAUUUCAAGUUCCAUUUAAUCAGAAGCUCCGUGACUCUUUGAAACGUGCUGUUGAGCGCUGUGUGUUCUACUGAAGGAGUAAAACACUGACUAUCCAAAGAGAAAAGGAUAUUUUGUUUUUAUAAUAAUCAUAUAUUAUUGUUUCUUCUUCCCUUUCUAUGCAACUGUAAAUUAAUGAACAGAGUGGUAUUUGGAAAUGGUAAUAACACUUGUCACUGAUUUGUAUACUGUACACAGUAUUGGGAAAGUGGGUGGGGGCUUUCUAAUAUGAUACCUUCUUUUUAAUAACCAUGGCAAAAAUUGCGUUAAGAAUUAGAAGACAAUUUUGCAUUUUUACAUUCCUUCAUAUUAACCUUGUACAAUAACUUCAUUUAUUUCUUUGACUCUUUUACCAUUAUGUUUUGGUUAUUUAUAAUCCAUCAGCCACAUGACCAAAUAGAUUUUCUGUAUUUGUUUCCAUGAUUUGGCCAAAUCAAUAAGUUUAUAUAUUUCAGUCAAAUCCUAUGUGUCUGAAUUAGGCUACAGCUUUGUGUAUGCUGUUGAACUUUAUUUGACAUCAUACACCUAUUUCUUUAGCAACCACUUGGAUAACCACAAUAAAAAUCCUGUGGGCCUGACAUCUCUACUGGGACUUUUUUCCUGAAUUUUACUUCCCUGCUCCAUAUAAGUAGGUUUUGAUUUCUUUAUUUAUUUCAUGUCCCAAUCUAUAUGAUAGAUUAAAACAGGAUUUUAAUAACCUCAAAGGUCAUUUUCCCAAAGGUUGCCCAUUUAGGCAUAUUUUCAUUUUGACACAGAAACAAAACUUAGGGCAACUUUUCCUAGUUCCCAGGUGUUGGUUUUCAUCAUGCAGUACAUAGCAGUCCUUUACCUAAUUGUGAUACCAGAACACAGGGUUGUUUUGGUUCCCUUUGAAGAGAGUUUUAUGAUUGUUUAUAUUCAAGCCCUUUGUGAUUCUUGAAACCGUCAGUUAUUUUCCUUCUGAAAGCAGACACAAAUUUAACAAAUGUCUCAGUUUUCCUUUUGGGUGAAUGAACAGCCGUUUUAUUACCUUUCAUUUGAUCAAUACAUGUGGGAAUGAUGUUCAUCAAAAGCCUGUGUCACUGCUUCUAUAGAAGAUGAAAUUAAUGCUUAGAUGGUGGAACCCAGGCCUGUACCUUUGAGUGCAUCCAUUAGGUAUUUGGUUCAGUUUCUGACUUAACAUUUAUUUGAUUCAGCUUAAUGUGUUAUGUAAUUUACCAAAUGUAGAGAAACAAAACGAAACAAAUAGUGAAAGUAAUGUGUUUUGAUUUAAGCAUAUGUGCAUUUAAAACAUCAGGACAUUUUAACUUUGAGUUCUCUUUAACUGGGAUCUGGCCAGAAGGAGGCUUAAAGUUAGAAAUCCUAUUCUUUUAGAAUAGGUUGGGUGGGUUGGGGGCAAGGGUGUCUAUUUGCAGCAAAGAUAUUUUGAGAAGAAGAAAAUUGUUUUAUAUAAGAGGAAAGCCAUGACCACCUUUCUACCUCAGAUCCAUCUUCAUCCAUUGCAUUGGAAAUAGCUUUAUGCCGCUGCAGUCUGAAAAAUCUAGAGCUUUUAUCAGACCACAUCAUACCCAAUAAAAGUACCUAUUUAAAGAAAAAAAAAAUUCCCUGAACUCUGAACUACAAGUUGUAGAUUUGGUGUCUUCCUUGUCCUUACCUUGAAAAGUUAUGUAUUAAUUUUUUUCUGCCUGUAAUUGUGUACAACAUGUUCUCUAUCUGCUAUUAAGGAAAAGCUACAUAAAACACUACAUUGUAACCUUCUAAGUAAUAAUAAAUAAAAAGAAAUAUAUUGCAGUAACAACAAGGGGAAAUAAGUAUGUAGUUCUUUUGAAAUAUGUGGUAAAGAACUAAUCAUAGACUAUCAUCUAAUCUGGUUACAUGUUGUAUUUUUCAUCCUGAAUAAAAGUAAUUUUAACACAA
Messenger RNA from Vicugna pacos (alpaca), 12392 nucleotides. Lineage: Eukaryota; Metazoa; Chordata; Mammalia; Artiodactyla; Camelidae. The record is from RefSeq and is a predicted model, not a curated record.